GAGAGAGAGAGAGACCGCGCAUGCGCAGUACCAAGCGCGCGUCAUAGGAAGUCGCGUUUCUGAGCACCUGAGUCGACACUGGCGAAUGAAACUGAGCUUGGCUGAAUUCACUUUGUCUUUACCAUGAUCUCAGCAAAUGACCUGGAGCAGCUGGCUGAGAUAGAGCUUCAGAAGGAAGAGGAGGAUCAGGGUCAUGUGGGACCUUUAUCACCACCCAGUGGCGAUGCUUGUCAGGACACCUCACAUCCCUAUUAUGAUGUAGCGAGGCACGGCAUCCUCCAAGUUACAGGUGAUGACAAUUAUGGCAGAAAGCUGAUCAUUUUUAGCAGUUGCUGUUUGCCCCCGUCACAUCAGCUCAAUCACCAUCGACUACUCGAGUAUAUGAAGUAUACACUGGAUCAGUAUGUUGAGAGUGACUACACAGUUGUUUACUUCCACUACGGCUUACGCAGCAUGAACAAGCCCUCCCUGAGCUGGCUGAGAAACGCCUACCGGGAAUUCGACAGAAAGUAUAAGAAGAAUCUUAAAGCCCUCUAUGUUGUCCACCCCACAAAUUUUAUUCGGAUCCUAUGGAACGUGUUCAAACCUCUUAUAAGCCACAAGUUUGGAAAGAAGCUUACCUACGUGAACUAUCUGGCAGAGCUGACAGAACACGUCAACUACGAGCAGCUCAUUAUCCCACCUGCUGUUUUAAGGCAUGAUGAAGAACUCUGUGCUGCUCAGAAAGGAGGACCAGCCCCUUCAGCGAAGGCUCCACCACCCAGACCUCCCCUCCCCACACAGCAAUUUGGCGUGAGCUUACAAUACAUUCGAGAGAGAAACAAUGGUGCGUUGAUUCCUCCUGUCAUGUCCGAAACCGUGUCCUACCUCAAGCAGAAAGGGCUGAAAACAGAAGGGAUCUUCCGAAGGUCAGUCAGAGUGCAGCUCAUCAAGGACAUACAGAAACUCUAUAACCAGGGCAAGCCGGUUAGCUUUGAGCAGUACUCUGAUGUUCAUGUUCCUGCUGUGAUCUUGAAGACGUUUCUCAGGGAGCUGCCUGAGCCUCUACUCACCUUCACGUUAUAUAACCAGAUACAAGAGCUUACCCUGGUGGAGAGCAGCUUGCGGGUUUCGAGGUGCAAAAGGAUUGUUGAGUCGCUUCCAGAGUACAACUUCAUUGUGGUCAAGUACCUCAUCUGUUUCCUGCAUAUGGUCUCAAAGGAGAGCAUCUUCAAUAAGAUGAGCUCCUCCAACCUGGCGUGCGUGUUUGGGGUGAACCUGGUGUGGCCCCGUCACGGCGGGGUCUCUCUGAGCGCUAUCACUCCGCUCAACAUAUUCACAGAGCUGCUCAUCGAGCACUACGAUGCCAUCUUUAGCUCCCACUGCCCUCCACAGCAGGUACUGCCCUGAGUGCCCGACACACUCCCAUAACAGCUGACAGCAGGAAGCCUUGUUAUUAUUGUAUGUGCCACCGAUGUGUUGCAUCGACUCUCAGUGACCUGUGGAGUCUCAUGGGGCAAAAAGCUUAUUGUACUACGGACCAAAACACUAAAACUCCACAUUGUAGAUACCAUUUUAACACUAAAAGACACAGAAGGUAUUUUGUCAUGAUGUCAUGUGUUUUCUUAUGCGUGUGUCAUAAGUUUGGAUGAGCAAACACACUGAGCAUUGUUACCACAGAUUUCUUUGGAUUUAAUAAUAGUAAAUGCAUGUUAAUACACCAUCGUAACGUCAUAUACAUUAAUCUUAUGUACUGUAUGUAUAUUACUUCUAAAUAGUAAAUAUUAACCAUACAGUUCUUGCUACAGUAUGCAUCCUUCUAACAUGCGUGCACAAACGCAUCCUCAGCCACGAACGCAGUUGAAUGUGUGUACACACAAAUCAAAGCAAAUUUCCCCUAAAUUACAACUCCACUCUCGAUUGCCAUGGCAACCAUUCGUCUGAGGCAGCAAGGAUCAUCUUGAAGGCGUGAAUGGUAACAGAAUUGAGCUGUAAUCAAAUAACAAUAUUCCAUUUUUAUGCAUCACUGGUCCUUUUUUUCAUUAUUAUUAUUAUUACAUUUUGCAUUGCACUAAUAAUAAUUUAGGCCUGAUUAGUGAGACCUCACUGAACUAACAUAUGCUCACUGUAAGAUAGCUGGGUGCGCAGUAAAAAUUUAUAUUCUUCUCAUCCUUCACCAUUUACUUGAUUAUACUCGCAGAUUCAGGGUGAAAGUACAAUUAUGUCUGUACCGAGGACAAAGAUUCUUUAAAACCUUCCCUAGGAGUGUUGUUAUCAGCUCUCAGCCAGAACUUGAUGCUAAGAGUAAUGUUUGUGUAUUGACGAUGAAAGACUGUUUUCCUGUGGAGUUUGUUACAAGACCAAUUAGCAAUGAAAGUGCUAACUGAAUUCAAAAUGUAGCAUGUGCGGAUUUCUGUCACAUUUGUCUGGUUUCUAUACCAAAUUUGUAGCCCUGUAUUAUUCUCUGAACUGUGUUUCUGAUAAAGUGGAUUCCUUCCUAAUACUGUACUAAUGUAAAGUUAUUAAUAGCUCAAGUCAAGGAAUACUU
This is a messenger RNA of Clarias gariepinus (North African catfish), 2527 nucleotides long. Its product is annotated as rho GTPase-activating protein 8-like. The record is from RefSeq and is a predicted model, not a curated record. The transcript has 13 exons. Lineage: Eukaryota; Metazoa; Chordata; Actinopteri; Siluriformes; Clariidae. Gene Ontology annotation, molecular function: GTPase activator activity. Gene Ontology annotation, cellular component: cytoplasm. Bases 124 to 1389 code for a protein of 421 amino acids. Gene Ontology annotation, biological process: small GTPase-mediated signal transduction; negative regulation of endocytic recycling.